AUCGCAGCCGUCACAGACAUCACUUCUCGCACAUCCCACCCACAUACCCGACGACCUCUAUCACGACGAUCCCGCCCUUUCCAACGUCCUUCACGCGGUCCCGCCGAGUUGAGGACUGCCCGAGCCCGAGUAGCAGAUAAUCGAAGUGCUUUGACGGGGACACGUCAAUAACUUACCUGGUAUAGGACGAACUUACGAAGGAAGACCGCCCGCCUCACACUUUCCAUCUCGCGUUGUAUGGCGCGCACCUAGGGUAGACCUAGUGGAACUACCUACCUGCCUACAUACCUCCCUUAGCCAGUGAACAACCUCACCUGGCGUGCACGACGCCAGACGCAGCGCAUCAUGGCAGUCAACAGGCUGCGCAAUGCGCUGGGCACUGCGAGAAAAGGCGAAACGUUCGAGUUGCGAGCCGGGCUGGUCUCUCAGUAUGCCUGGGAGCGCAAGGAGUCGAUUCAAAAGACCAUCAUGUCUAUGACGCUGGGCAAGGACGUGUCGGCGUUGUUCCCCGAUGUGCUCAAGAAUAUCGCUACGCCGGACCUGGAUCAGAAGAAGCUGGUCUACCUCUAUCUCAUGAACUAUGCCAAAUCACAUCCCGAUCUGUGCAUUCUGGCCGUGAAUACAUUCGUCCAGGACUCUGAAGACCCUAAUCCGCUCGUGAGAGCACUGGCGAUACGAACAAUGGGCUGCAUUCGAGUGGACAAGAUGGUGGAUUACAUGGAGGAGCCGCUGCGGAAGACCCUCAAGGACGAGUCACCAUAUGUGCGGAAAACAGCAGCGCUGUGUGUGGCCAAGCUCUUUGACCUCAACCCGAGCUUGUGCAUAGAGAAUGGCUUCUUGGAGACCCUGCAAGAGAUGAUCGCGGACAGCAACCCGAUGGUGGUGGCCAACUCAGUUACUGCUCUGGCAGAAAUCACCGAAGCUGCUCCCGAAACCAAUGCACUGGUGGUGACAGCACGGACUCUCAAGAAACUGCUUCUUGCUCUUAAUGAGUGCACGGAAUGGGGACGUAUCACGAUUCUGGAAACGUUGGCCAACUACAAACCCCAGGAUGCCAAAGAGGCCGAGCAUGUUUGCGAACGAGUAGUGCCGCAGUUUCAGCACGUCAACCCGUCUGUUGUUCUCGCAGCUGUCAAAGCCGUCUUCCUACACAUGCAAUACAUUGAGAAUGCCGCCUUACAUGCCACGUACCUGAAGAAGAUGUCACCACCUCUGGUAACCCUGAUCUCCAGUCAGCCUGAAGUGCAAUACGUGGCGCUGCGUAAUAUUGAUCUGCUACUGCAAAAACAACCCGAGCUUCUUGAGAAGGAAAUGCGAGUCUUCUUUUGCAAAUACAAUGACCCACCUUACCUCAAAUUACAGAAGUUGGAGGUCAUGGUACGAAUAGCAAAUUCCAGCAAUGUGGACCAAUUGCUCGCCGAAUUGAAGGAGUACGCCGUCGAGGUUGACGUCGAUUUCGUGCGAAAAGCAGUUCGUGCGAUAGGCCAGGUUGCAAUCAAAAUUGAGGAAUGUGCAGAAAAUGCCGUCAACGUCCUGCUCGAGCUCAUUAACACCAAGGUCGGCUACGUUGUGCAAGAAGUGAUAGUUGUCAUCAAGGAUAUCUUCCGCAAAUACCCAGGAUACGAAGGCAUCAUCCCUACGCUGUGUCAAUGUAUUGACGACCUAGACGACCCAAAGGCGCGAGGAAGCUUGAUCUGGAUUGUUGGCGAAUAUGCCGAGAAAAUCUCCAAUGCUGGUGACAUUUUGGAAGGGUUCGUGGAAGAUUUCAAUGAGGAGUUUGCACAGACACAACUCCAGAUCUUGACUGCUGUCGUCAAGCUCUUCUUGAAGAAGCCAGAUCAGGCGCAAGGAUUGGUGCAGAAGGUCCUACAAGCAGCAACAGCAGAAAAUGAUAACCCCGAUGUGCGCGACAGAGCCUACAUCUAUUGGCGGCUGCUUUCAUCGGAUCCUCAGAUCGCUAAGAAUAUUGUGCUUGCACAAAGGCCCCAGAUCACAUCGACGAUACCGAAACUUCCAGGCCCAUUACUCGAACAGCUACUUCCGAACUUAUCAACACUCGCAUCAGUCUAUCACAAACCACCCAAAGCAUUCCUGGGGGCCGGUCGAAGCUCGGCUUUACAGGAGGAGGCUAUCGAAGAAGCCAAGCAGAACGCCAAGGAGAAUCCGAUCGCCGCAGCGGCAGUGUCGGCUGCCAUUGCAGGCACCACUGCUCCAUCGGGACAGAACAACGCCGAGAAUCUGCUCGACAUCGACUUCGAUGGUGCUGCACCUGCGUCUAUGCAAAGAGCCCCGGGUAUUGGAGCAUCGGGCCUGGAAGGCCUAGCUGGCACUCCCCAACGAGUCGCAAGUCCUGCAAUUACUUCGCCUACUAUGGGAGGCGGCCUCGAAGAUCUCAUGGGUCUCGGUGGCGACCCAACACCUGCCAACGCUAGUGGCGCUGAUGGCAAUGAUCUAAUGAAUGGUUUCGCGGGCAUGAGCAUGAACGAUCAACCCCCGUCAGCGCCGACGCAGCUCAACGGUGGAGCCAAAAAGACGAAUGAGGACUUGCUGGGGCUGUUCUGAGGCAGGCAGAUGGCUUGAAGAGAUAUACAGAUAUGAUCAAGCAGUCUAUGCCCACUCAAACUCCAGUGCUCAUGAUAUUGAGUGCUCCAACCCGCCACUGCCGCAAGGGGCUUCCCGGCCUGCAAUGAACUCGACGACCGCGUGUCUAGAGCGCCUUCAAAAACUGGUUGCCAAUGUCUUGAUCUGCAGAAUGUCCUCAUCGGUGUCUAGCUCUAUGACCUAGAUGCGUCCAAGGUGAUCUAUAUCUCCGAGAUAGGUCACUAGUGUGACACCCGUUGAUUUACUGCAUUAACCAUGGAUGAUUGAUGUAAUUGGUCGUGCUUGGGGAAUACCCCUAAACACGACAAUAGACUUGAUGAAGAACCGACAUUGACAACGAUUGCAGGCUAGACGGCCGUGCGAGUCCUUCACAAUUGCUAGGUUGCUAAAUGCUCGGGUUAGCUCCGAAUGCAGAUCUAUCUGAUCUCUACAGCGUGUGUCCCAGAAAAUCUUGCUUGUUACGUCUUACUCCAGGCCCUAGCUAUGCAGAUUGUUGGACGUCUAAACGAUCACAACGAUACGACGUGACAGAGUAAGACGCCUCAGCCGGGCGCUGCGAGAUCCGCUGUACUGGUGGUUACUGGUCGACGAGAUACAUGUAGUCUAUGGUCUGCCUCACGUCAUUCAUCUGAUCUGCUGCUGCUUCCUCGCUA
This is a messenger RNA of Sphaerulina musiva SO2202, 3254 nucleotides long. Its product is annotated as Adaptor protein complex beta subunit. The record is from RefSeq and is a predicted model, not a curated record. The transcript is spliced from 2 exons. The coding region runs from base 346 to 2562 and encodes 738 amino acids. Gene Ontology annotation, biological process: intracellular protein transport; vesicle-mediated transport. Gene Ontology annotation, molecular function: clathrin binding. NCBI's taxonomy places the organism in Eukaryota, Fungi, Ascomycota, Dothideomycetes, Mycosphaerellales, Mycosphaerellaceae. Gene Ontology annotation, cellular component: membrane coat.